Molecule: messenger RNA, 1625 nt
Organism: Musa acuminata AAA Group (dessert banana)
Lineage: Eukaryota; Viridiplantae; Streptophyta; Magnoliopsida; Zingiberales; Musaceae
Product: probable galacturonosyltransferase-like 3
Exons: 2
Coding region: 63-1100 (345 amino acids)
Cellular component (GO): Golgi apparatus
Molecular function (GO): glycosyltransferase activity
Source: RefSeq, a predicted model, not a curated record
CUUCCAUCUACCCAAUCUUAUCCUCACCGCUUCUUCGUCUCCUCCUCCUCCUCCUCCUCUCAAUGCCGCCACCAAUGCCUCUCUCCCCCUACCUAGCGGCGGUGUCGCUCCUUCUCGCUGCCGCAUUCUCCUCCGGGUGGACAUUGUAUGCCGCGGCGGAGCUUCCUCGCUUCCGCGAGGCCCCGGCAUUCCGCAACGGGCCCGGCUGCGCCUCCGCCCCGACCAUCCACAUCGCUAUGACCCUCGAUGCCACCUACCUCCGCGGCUCCCUCGCCGGUGUGCUCUCCAUCCUCCGCCAUUCCUCCUGCCCGGAAUCCAUCUCCUUCAACUUCCUCGCCACCCGCCCCCGCCGCUUCCGCCCCGCCGUGUCCGCCUCCUUCCCUUCCCUCAGCUUCGACGUGUACCGUUUCGACCCCGCCCUCGUCCGCGGCCGCAUCUCCUCCUCCGUCCGCCGCGCCCUCGACCAACCCCUCAACUACGCUCGCAUCUACCUCGCCGACAUUCUCCCCCGUUCCGUCCACCGCGUCAUCUACUUCGACUCCGACCUCGUCGUCGUCGACGACGUCGCCCGCCUCUGGGCCACCGACCUCUCCCCGGACCAUGUCCUCGCCGCCCCCGAGUACUGCCACGCCAACUUCACCUCCUACUUCACAGACCGCUUCUGGUCUGACCCGGUCUACCCCGACGCCCUCAACGACCGCCGCCGCUCGCCCUGCUACUUCAACACCGGGGUCAUGGUCAUGGACCUCGACCGAUGGCGCGCCGGCGGGUACACCCGGAAGUUGGAGGCCUGGAUGGAGGUGCAGAAGCGGGAGGCACGGAUCUACGAGCUUGGCUCGCUGCCGCCGUUCCUGCUGGUGUUCGCCGGCGAGGUCAAGGGGGUGGAGCACCGGUGGAACCAGCACGGUCUUGGGGGAGACAACGUCGAGGGUCUGUGCCGGGACCUCCACCCGGGCCCGGUGAGCCUGCUCCACUGGAGUGGCAAGGGGAAGCCGUGGCUCCGUCUCGACGCCGGCCGCCCGUGCCAGCUGGACGCGCUCUGGGCCCCCUACGACCUCCUCCGCCGCGACGGCCGAGACGACCUCUUCGCCGACAUCUAAUUCCCGCAACUCCUUCGCCUCCAGCGGCAGCGAUAUCUCACCGUUGCGAUCGGGUCGGCCCACGGGCACGGCUGUCUCCGAUCCGAGUUCCGUCAUCUCCUCGUGUCGGUCUGCGCGGGGCCCACCGGGAGGGGUGGGACAGCCAAUUGGCCCAGAAAAGGCAGAGCCAGUGACGUGGGGACGGAACAGCUGGCGACGGGGCCCGCUACGCGUACAAAGGACCGCGUCACAUCAGCGUUUUGGUGAUCAUCGACGCAUGGCGAACGAGUGGGGACAGGCAACAGCUGCGAAGCCUGCAGUGGAGGGACGACGGAUGGGUAUUCUCUUUAUGGGAGUGGAUGGAUUAGGACCAUACAUACAUGCGUUCGAGUGCUGGCUGCCGGUGGUGGUGGCAAGGAAUCUACUGACUUAAAAUUAGCUCUCGACAGCUGGUGUGAUGCUUUGCUCAACGAGGAAGAUUGUUCUUUACUUGUAGUCGUUCAUGGAAGAUAGAGCAUAAUGCAAGUUGCCGAGUUCUUUCUUCGA